This is a messenger RNA of Trametes versicolor FP-101664 SS1, 1359 nucleotides long. RefSeq lists its product as uncharacterized. The transcript has 3 exons. NCBI's taxonomy places the organism in Eukaryota, Fungi, Basidiomycota, Agaricomycetes, Polyporales, Polyporaceae. The record is from RefSeq and is a predicted model, not a curated record. The annotation marks the transcript as partial.
ACCGAGGUCAAUGACCAGCUCGCCGCGUUCGAGCGAGAAAUGCGAGAGUUGGCCCAGCAGGGCACGGACCCCACCAUAGGUCCCGAGAAUAACGUCGAGGACGUUAUUGAUGCCACGCAAGUGGAGGCGCAACUGGCUGCACCUCCUAGUCCGUCACCGAGUGAGGUGCUUCGCCAGCAAAUGGAGGCUGAUCGCCUCGAACGGCUCCGGAGAGCGGGAUUGGGGGACACUGGGCCAAUAGCAGGUCCGUCUCGACUACUGCCCUCCUCGCCGUUAGCGGCUCCGGCACCCAUUCGAGCUGCACCCCCACGACGAAGCGUGGCUUUCGGGGCCUUUGAGCCCUCGGAUAUCACGGCACCGCCAGGCUGGGACCAUUACGAGUCCGCGUCGCAAGCUCCUCGGGGUGACCGAAUCCCGGUCACUUCGACGGCACCUCCGCACCAGUUUGUGCUCCGACCCAGGAGGUCCUUAGCUCCAGGAGCUUCCGCGCAUCACGGACUUAGUACUGUCCCCGAGCACGAGCUCGAUGGAUCAAAUGAGCUCGCAUACACGGGCCCUAGCUAUGGGCCCCGGGACGCUCGUGAGGUCCAAAGGCUAAUGGGCAUGAUCGACCAAAUGGUCGGGGAGGAACCGACCUCCAGUCCGCCGGCAUACCUGAAGGUCACUAAGAUGACCCUCCCGAAGCCGUAUUUGGGCAAGGACGAUCUCGACGCUUUUGAGAUGUGGCUCCACAACCUCCUCGAGUUCUUCCGUACCCUACGGAUAACCGGUCCAUCCAUGGACCCAGACCGACUGCGGAUACUAGGGGACUGUUUGUCCGAUGAAGCCGCGGUAUGGAUGUACAACACAGUACAAUCCCCCUCCCGGGAACGGCGAGACUGGCUGUUCGAAGAGGCUGUAAUUGGCCUCUUCCGGCGAUUCAUACACCGUGACACGCACCUGCAAGCUGCGUACAAUUACGACAACCUUCGCUUCGAAGCGAACAAGGGCGGCGUUGCAGCUCUGUAUGAACGACUGCUCUCCAUAACGGAGAAAAUGUGGGAGAAACCCACUCAGUUCCAAUUACGGAACAAGUUCCUCGACGUGUUGCCGAUGAGUUAUGUUCAUACACUCACUGUAGUUAACGGCCUCUCCGUUAAAUAUAAUAGUUUGGCCGCGCUAUACCAGGCGGCGCUCGAGCUCGAGCAAAGACGGAAGAAGGAGACGGUCGAGAGCCCUAGGAGGUCGAGACCGGGCCGCGGAACGUCUCGCGAAGCGCGAGGAGAAGCAGCUGAGCUGGCGCUCCGCGGGACGCAGGAGGGCCUCUUCGCAGCCCGUGUUAGGCUUCGCAGGGAGUUCGCAACGCUAUCGCAACGCUAA